Messenger RNA from Priceomyces carsonii, 1200 nucleotides. It is a transcript of the gene MCA1, whose product is annotated as Ca(2+)-dependent cysteine protease. Gene Ontology annotation, biological process: proteolysis. Gene Ontology annotation, molecular function: cysteine-type endopeptidase activity. The transcript has a single exon. The coding region runs from base 1 to 1200 and encodes 399 amino acids. Lineage: Eukaryota; Fungi; Ascomycota; Pichiomycetes; Serinales; Debaryomycetaceae. The record is from RefSeq and is a predicted model, not a curated record.
AUGUUUCCAGGAUCGGGAAGAAACACUUAUAAUAAUUACACACCGCCACAAGGUGCACCUCCUCAGCAGUUUCAACAGCAAGGGUACGCUCCCCCACCGGGAGCACCUCAACAGUACCAGCAUCAACAAAAUUACGGACCUCCACAAGGAGCACCUCAACAUUACCAGCAGCAACAAUAUUAUUCUGGUCUGCCUCAAGUGCCUUCUCAACAAGGUAGCUAUCAGAGAGGUAAUGCAACUCUUCCACCGACAAAUCCUCAAAGUUUUGGUCAGAAUACUGGAGUCACUUUUCAAUAUUCGAAUUGUACUGGUAAAAAGAAGGCACUUUUAGUAGGCAUUAACUAUUUCGGUACUUCGAAUGAAUUACGUGGAUGUAUCAAUGACGUGAAGAAUAUGGGUAACUUCUUGGUAAGUAAUUGGGGGUAUAAGUGGGAAGAUAUAGUAGUUUUGACAGAUGAUCAAGAUCAAAUGGCACGUAGACCUUACAAGAAUAAUGUAUUAAGAGCUAUGCAGUGGUUGGUCCAGGAUGCAAGACCAAAUGAUUCUUUGGUUUUCCAUUAUUCUGGACAUGGAGGUUUGACAGAGGAUCUAGAUGGCGACGAAGAAAGCGGUUACGAUGAUGUUAUUUACCCAUUAGACUUCCAGCAGGCAGGACACAUAGUAGAUGAUGAUAUGCAUAAUAUAAUGGUAAGAAGCUUGCCACCAGGGUGUCGAUUGACAGCUCUCUAUGAUUCAUGUCAUUCAGGUACUGCAUUAGAUCUUCCUUACGUUUAUUCUACCAAAGGUGUAGUAAAAGAACCUAAUUUAUGGAAAGAUGCUGGUACAGGUGCUCUCAGUGCAUUCAUGCAAUAUGAAUCUGGUAAUAUAAUGGGAGCAGUUUCGUCUAUUGGUGGUCUAAUCAAGAAGGCCACAAAACUGGCCCCAGAUAGACAACAGGUGAUUAACUUUAAGGCAUCACCAGCGGAUGUUAUUUCUAUUUCUGGAUGCAAGGAUGACCAAACUAGUGCAGAUGCCAAUGAAAGUGGCCAAAGCACUGGUGCAAUGUCUUGGUCAUUUGUAAAGGUAUUAUCAGAAAUGCCGAAUCAGUCCUACUUGUCCUUAUUGAACAAUAUGAGGACGUUAUUGAAAGCAAAAUAUAGCCAGAAGCCUCAAUUAAGUAGCUCCCACCCCCAAGAUAUGAAUUUAGCAUUCAUAUUGUAA